Molecule: messenger RNA, 1819 nt
Organism: Dipodomys spectabilis (banner-tailed kangaroo rat)
Lineage: Eukaryota; Metazoa; Chordata; Mammalia; Rodentia; Heteromyidae
Gene: Hoxd10
Product: homeobox D10
Exons: 2
Coding region: 91-1113 (340 amino acids)
Biological process (GO): regulation of transcription by RNA polymerase II
Cellular component (GO): nucleus
Molecular function (GO): RNA polymerase II cis-regulatory region sequence-specific DNA binding; DNA-binding transcription factor activity, RNA polymerase II-specific
Source: RefSeq, a predicted model, not a curated record
CAGAGGCAUCCACAAUUACACGGGGAAUGUUUUCCUAGAGAUGUCAGCCUACAAAGGACACAAUCUCUCUUCUUCAAAUUCCUCCCCAAAAUGUCCUUUCCCAACAGCUCUCCUGCUGCUAAUACUUUUUUAGUAGAUUCCUUGAUCAGUGCCUGCAGGAGUGACAGUUUUUAUUCGAGCAGCGCCAGCAUGUACAUGCCACCACCUAGCGCAGACAUGGGGACCUAUGGAAUGCAAACCUGUGGACUGCUCCCGUCUCUGGCCAAAAGAGAAGUGAACCACCAAAAUAUGGGUAUGAAUGUGCAUCCUUAUAUACCUCAAGUAGACAGUUGGACAGACCCGAACAGAUCUUGUCGAAUAGAGCAACCUGUUACACAGCAAGUCCCCACUUGCUCCUUCACUACCAACAUUAAAGAAGAAUCCAAUUGCUGCAUGUAUUCUGAUAAGCGCAACAAACUCAUUUCUGCCGAGGUCCCUUCGUACCAGAGGCUGGUCCCCGAGUCCUGUCCUGUUGAGAACCCCGAGGUUCCUGUCCCUGGAUAUUUUAGACUGAGUCAGACCUACGCCACCGGGAAAACCCAAGAGUACAAUAACAGCCCCGAAGGCAGCUCCACUGUCAUGCUCCAGCUCAACCCUCGUGGCGCGGCCAAGCCGCAGCUCUCGGCUGCCCAGCUGCAGAUGGAAAAGAAGAUGAACGAGACCGCGAGCGGCCAGGAGCCCACCAAAGUGUCCCAGGUGGAGAGCCCAGAGGCCAAAGGCGGCCUUCCCGAAGAAAGGAGCUGCCUGGCUGAAGUCUCCGUGUCCAGUCCUGAAGUGCAGGAGAAGGAAAGCAAAGAGGAAAUCAAGUCUGAUACUCCAACCAGCAAUUGGCUCACUGCAAAGAGUGGCAGAAAGAAGAGGUGCCCUUAUACUAAGCACCAAACGCUGGAAUUAGAAAAAGAGUUCUUGUUCAAUAUGUACCUCACCCGCGAGCGCCGCCUAGAGAUCAGUAAGAGCGUUAACCUCACCGACAGGCAGGUCAAGAUAUGGUUUCAAAACCGCCGAAUGAAACUCAAGAAGAUGAGCCGAGAGAACCGGAUCCGAGAACUGACCGCCAACCUCACCUUUUCUUAGGUCGGAGGCCGGUGAGAGGCCGGGAUCAGAGAGGGGCACCGCAUUCCAGGGCCCAGUGCUGGAGGACUGGGAAGGCGGAAACAAAACCUUCAUUGCUCUUUGUUUUUCGUUUUGUUUUGUUUUGUUUUCCUGCUAGAAUGUGACUUUGGGGUCAUUCUGUUCGUGCUGCAAGUGAUCUGUAAUCCCUAUGAGUAUAUAUAUAUAUAUAUUAAAAAACUUAGCACGUGUAAUUUAUUAUUAUUUUUUCAUCAUAAUGCAGGGUAACUAAUACUGCGCAUUUUCAUUUGGGUCUUAACUUAUUGGAACUGUGGAGCAUCCAUCUAACCAUCCAUCCAUUCAACCAUCCAGCAAUGUGACUUUUUCAUGUUUUUCCUAACACAAAAGUUCUCUGUAUGUGGUUAGCCCAUGGACUCAUGGCAUUUUGAGUACAACCAGUACUUCAAAAAAUUACAUAUAUAUUUAAAAAAAAUAAGAAAACCCACAAGCUUUGGGGGAGGGGGACUAAAAAAGCACAUUACAAUGUAUCUUUUCACAAAAUGAACUUAGCAAUGUCCUUGGUGAAAUGGAAUAUUGACAACUUAUGCCUUGUAGCCUUUCCCUUGUGGUGCAUCUGUGGUUUGGUAGAAGUACAACAGCAACCUGUCCUUUCUGUGCAUGUUCUGGUCGCAUGUAUAAUGCAAUAAACUCUGGAAAUGAGUUUGCUCCA